Messenger RNA from Cetraspora pellucida, 207 nucleotides. The record is from the annotation of a GenBank genome assembly. NCBI's taxonomy places the organism in Eukaryota, Fungi, Glomeromycota, Glomeromycetes, Diversisporales, Gigasporaceae.
AUGACCUCUGUAGAACUUGAGAUAAAUGAUCUGAAAGAAAAAGUUAAAAAAAUAUAUGUUAAUAAAAAAUUAGAUACUGAACAACAGGAGAAAACUAAAAAACUAUUGGAAAGAGAAAAAGAUUUCUUUACACAAACUAUCAGUAACAUCACCUUUAUCAAGCAAAAUCCAUAUAGGACUGCCCUUAGUAUUAAAGAUUUUUAUUAA